Talaromyces proteolyticus is the source of this 2198-nucleotide messenger RNA. Its product is annotated as putative polybromo-1. NCBI's taxonomy places the organism in Eukaryota, Fungi, Ascomycota, Eurotiomycetes, Eurotiales, Trichocomaceae. Gene Ontology annotation, molecular function: protein binding. Gene Ontology annotation, cellular component: RSC-type complex. Gene Ontology annotation, biological process: chromatin remodeling. The coding region runs from base 220 to 2079 and encodes 619 amino acids. The record is from RefSeq and is a predicted model, not a curated record. The transcript is spliced from 8 exons.
CGCCACACCUGUUCGCGUUUGCGCCAAGCGCGUUCUCUGGUAGUAUACAGAUUCCUGCGGAAUUCGCGGCCGUGACUAUCUAGCUCCUGCAGUUCAAUGCUCGCGAAAAUACACCCCUGUUCAUAAUCGAGACUUCCCGCCUCUUAUUUGACACGCUGCGGUCGGACGCGCUCCUUGUGAUUGAUUGCCCAGGCACUUCCGUUUGAUUGUCGGCAUAGGAUGAGCGCAAAACGCAGGGUCGCUUCCUUAGGCUCGUUGGAGCUAUCAACGAAUGGGCCGAAGCGACGAAAAGUAUCGGGUGAAGAGACCAAUGAUGUUGAGACUCCCCAAACGACGACGGAGGCUGGGUUGAAAGUUUUAGCCCAUAUCAAACAAUCUACUGACAAGAAUGGACGGCUCAUUGCCACCCACUUUCUCAACCUACCUGACAAGAAACGUCACGCCGACUACUACAAAGUUACAACACUCCCAAUUGCCCUUGAAACUGUGGAGGCCAAGUUGAACAAUCAUGAAUACCCCAAUCUCUCUGCGGUAGAGGGUGACCUCAAACGGAUGAUCACUAAUGCAAAAAGAUACAAUGAUAAGAAUUCUGUGAUUUUUGCAGAUGCAGAACGUGUCCGAAAGAUGCUGUCAAAUACUAUGCCAAAAAUUAACCCGGCCUACAAAGAUCCCAAGUACGUUGCGGUCCCGACUCCGCUUCCUGAGGAAGUUUCUCAGCACGACGAACCUGCACACGUCGACAGUGAUAAUGACCAAGGCGCCGAAGACGAUGCCUCUCCCGAAGUAGCUGAAGGUGAUAACCAACAGUCUGAAAGUUUUGUUGGCGAUGGUAUACAACAAGCUCAGGAUAAAAUAAUAUCCGAAAUGAUACGCCUGAAAGAUGACGAAGGAAGAGAAGUAGGCUCUCCAUUUAUCAAUAAACCGGAUCGAGCUUUAUACAAAGACUACUAUGAAAUUAUACAGCAUCCGGUGUCGUUACGGAGCAUUUUGAAGCAAGUUCGGGGGAUUGAAGGGAGAAAACCACACAGCCGAAAAACCGCGUUUCCAACUUGGAAACUUUUUUCAAGUGAGGUCCAAUUUGUUUGGCGUAAUGCGCGGGAAUUCAAUGAAGACGACAGCGAAAUAGUGAUCUUUGCUAAUUACCUGGAGAAUUACUUCAAUGGCCGUGUUGCUGAAGCUAAAAGUGUUGUACCUGAUUCUAAAGAAGUAGACGCUAAUGAUGCCAACCCGCGCAUCAAGUUAAAAUUAGGCUCAAGCAAAACACCGGAGCCCUCUGCUCAGAAACUGAAGUUGAAAUUUCCGGGCCAAAGACCGUCUUCAGCUGAAGAGAAGACGCAUGCAUCAGAUUCUAUUGACAGUGAUUCUGCUCACGACCAACAAGAUCUAGCUCCCGCUACAUCACCGGCUACAAGGGGCGUACCUCGCUCGACACUUGCCCAGUCGAUGCUCGAUGCUUCCAACUUGGACAGCCGUCUACCUAUACCAUCCCGGGACGAAAGUCCAAUGUUUGCCAACUCUACACCUCAGUCGCUACCACUGGCCAACGCAAAUACGUUACAUCCAUCGACAAGCUUUAGCAAUGCUUGGCCACAUUUGAUGAAGCCUUUAGCCCAGAAUCAACCUAGCCAUUCAUCUGUCGAAUCUAUCUUGCGGGAGCCAAAUCAAGAAAUCUCAGACGCUUUGAUAAAGGAACUAGCUAUUAAAACUCACCCAAGUCUUGGUCUUCAAAACAACUUCAGCUUGAAUAUACCAGCUUCCGCGGUGGUGCGACAGCAGUCAUUCGUCAUUAAUCUUCCUGUGUCCCACAACUUGUUGUCGUUAUCUCUCAAAACCGUCGGCAAUACACCGGAAAGACGGACUCGACUAGUAGCUCUAGCUGGGCCUCACAGAACCCCCCUUGCUCCGCAGGCUUACUCGGUUUCGACAAAUCCGAUUUACGACAUAAGGUUGUCUCCUGGUCUGACCAAGAUAGAUUUCCAAAUUAUCUCACAACGUUUGACCGACCAAGAGCCAGGCCAUACCAGUGAGCCUAAAAAGGAGUUCGAGCGGUUGACUGUGUUUUUCAGGCUGUUACAUUAAAGAAGCUUUGGGGUGACAUCAAAAUUGAGAUUUCCAAAACUGUUGACCGUGGAGGUGUAUGACUGUAUGUAAAUUAUAUAUUUAGCAAAACUAUAGGCAAGGUCCAAGUUUUCUUUGGA